Molecule: messenger RNA, 1196 nt
Organism: Tarenaya hassleriana
Lineage: Eukaryota; Viridiplantae; Streptophyta; Magnoliopsida; Brassicales; Cleomaceae
Product: membrane-anchored ubiquitin-fold protein 6
Exons: 3
Coding region: 496-852 (118 amino acids)
Molecular function (GO): protein binding
Source: RefSeq, a predicted model, not a curated record
GAAUCUCACUUUGACGAGAGACCCAUUCACUUUUCCUUUCUUAUUCUUCGUUCAAAAAACACAACCUUUCAACGAAAGUGUCCGUCUUCUUCUUCUUCGGAUCUUCGUCUUCUUCUUCUGAAGUUCCUCAUGUGUAGCUAGGAAUGGUAUAAUUGGAUCUGUUCCUGGAGCGGCUGAUUGUCAGAACAAGCAAUCGCUGUAGUUACGUAUUUCCUCAGUCAUAAAGAGAGAACAGUUUGGUGUUUUGCAGUGAAUCCUUAUUCGAUCUUUGACGCGUCUGUUUUGGUGCUUUACCAGUAGGGUUUUGCAAUUUUCUAUAAGAAUCGAUCUGGGUUUUUGUUAGUUUCUGUUUGGGCCCGGCUUCUUGUCGGAUUGAUGUACAAUCCGGUCUUGUUCUCGAUGAUUUUCCCCUGAGAGAUCGAUGUGUUGUUGUGGUGAAGGGAAUUUCUGAGUGAAGAUUGGAAGUGGGUUUUUGGUUUUUGGGGGGAUUUAGACAUGUCAGGUGAAGAUUGGAUUGAGCUCAAGUUUAGGCUUGCAGAUGGAUCCGACAUCGGUCCGAGCAAGUACAGUCAAUCUAUGACCGUGGCGUCUCUCAAAGAGAAAAUCAUUGCCCAAUGGCCUAAAGACAAAGAUAAUGCUCCAAAGACAAUAAACGAUGUGAAACUUAUCAAUGCCGGGAAAAUACUGGAGAACAACCGGACGCUUGCUGAAUCUAGGCUUCCAGUUGGUGAACUUCCUGGAAUGGUGAUCACAAUGCAUGUUGUUCUUCGUCCUCCGACUAUAGACAAAAAGAGUGAAAAACUGCAGAAUGAUCCUCCGAUAAAGAACAGGUGUGCAUGCUCCAUUUUGUAGCCCCAAGUAAUGCACUCUAUAGAUUUUUAUAUGUCAUGCUGAUGGGUUACUGAAUGCUCCAUGAAACUGCUUCCAAAGCAUCAGCAUCAAGAAGUUUCCUUCAGUACAAGCUGGUGGGCAUGCACAUGAAAACACGGAAUCUCCAGUAUAAAGAUUUAGUAUCCUGUGUGGUUGGUUGUUCAUUUUCUUCAUUGUUUGUCAAAGUGGUUCAAGCCAUUGUACUGUUGGAUUGGAAACUGUGGUUCUUGAAGAUGUGAUUUCAUACGUUGUGUUUAGAACAAGAUUUGAGGGGGGCAAAAGCAAAGGAUACAUGGGUUACUGUUCAACAAAAACAUGUUAUUGUA